This is a messenger RNA of Populus nigra (black poplar), 2331 nucleotides long. RefSeq names its product phytyl ester synthase 2, chloroplastic-like. The record is from RefSeq and is a predicted model, not a curated record. Gene Ontology annotation, cellular component: membrane. The coding region runs from base 1 to 2160 and encodes 719 amino acids. The transcript has 14 exons. Lineage: Eukaryota; Viridiplantae; Streptophyta; Magnoliopsida; Malpighiales; Salicaceae.
AUGUCGACGGUCACCGGAGGUUGCCUUUUUACGGCAGUUCAUUGUUGUGUAAUGCCCUCAUCGUUGUCAUCAACAAGUAAACUAAAACUACAGCCCCCACCAACACCGACUCUUCGUUUUGCUGUUUCUGGUCAGAUAUCAGCGGAAACGACACCAUUAAAAACUGAAACGACAACGACCAAUUUAAAUGGGAAUGGAAGGUUUAAAAAGAAGCGGGAAGAAGAAGCAGAAACAGAGGGGGAAAAAGAAAAGCAAAAUCCAUAUGUAUUAGAGAUAGAGAAAAAAGAAAUCGAGUUUACAAGUAGUAGAAAAGGCUUGGAUGCUUACUUUGAAGGCUGCAGGAAUUUCAUUAAAUCGGACGGCGGUCCGCCACGGUGGUUCUCUCCGUUAGAGUGUGGUUCUCGCUUGGACAAUUCGCCUCUCCUCCUCUUUUUGCCUGGGAUUGAUGGUGUUGGGCUAGGACUUUGUAAACAUCACCAUACUCUUGGAAGGAUUUUUGACAUAUGGUGCUUGCAUAUUCCAGUGAAGGACAGAACGCCCUUUUUAGGCCUUGUGAAGCUUGUUGAGCGAACAGUAAGAUUAGAGAAUUACCAAUCACCGAAAAGGCCUAUAUAUCUUGUUGGAGAAUCUCUUGGAGCAUGCCUUGCUUUGGCUGUUGCGGCUCGUAACCCUGACGUUAAUCUCUCUCUCGUUUUGUCAAAUCCAGCAACAUCUUUUGAGGAGUCACCACUGCAACCUCUUAUCUCUUUCUUGGAAAUCAUACCCGUCGAACACCAACUUAGCCUUUCCUAUGUCCUGAGCGUAAUGACAGGUGAUUCUUUGAGGAUGGUAAUGGACAAUGCAGUAAAGGGAAUUCCUCUACAUCAAAUAAUUGGAGGGUUCUCAAAAGAUGUUAUUGCUAUGUCAUCUCACCUCAACGAUUUAGCUGCCCUCUUGCCUAGAGAAACACUCCUCUGGAAGCUACAGAUGCUUAGACCAGCUUCAGAAUUCGCCAAUUCACGACUCAGUGCUGUAAAAGCUCAAACGCUUGUACUUUCCAGUGGAAAGGAUCAGUUUCUACCAGGUGAAGAGGAAGGUCAAAGACUUUUUCGUGCACUCCCAAAAUGUGAGAAUCGUAAGUUUAAUGACAGUGGACAUUUCCUCUUUCUGGAAGAUGGCAUUGAUUUGGCAACAAUCAUCAAAGGUUCCGUUGCUUUCUAUCGCCGUGGAAUGUACCAUGACUAUGUUUCAGAUUAUGUACCACCGACCCCUUCUGAACUCAAAAUGUUAUACGAAUCGAAUAGGUUGUUUCUAUUAGCUACAAGCUCUGUCAUGCUCUCAACUCUGGAAGAUGGGAAGGUUGUGAAAGGCCUUGCAGGAAUUCCUUCAGAUGGACCCGUCCUUUUCGUUGGAUAUCACAUGUUAAUGGGACGUGAACUGGCCCCUAUGAUAACCCAGUUGUUGUUGGAAAGAAAUAUUCUUCUGAGAGGGCUAGCUCAUCCACUUGUUUUCAUGAGGAAGAAGAAAGAAGGGAGGCUACCUCCAUUGUCAGAUUUUGAUCCAGUGAGGGUUAUGGGUGCAGUUCCAGUUUCAGGAACCAACUUAUUCAAACUUCUAUCUGCAAAGGCUCAUGUGCUACUGUACCCAGGAGGAGCGCGCGAGGCUGUUCAUCGGAAGGGUGAACAGUACAAGUUAUUCUGGCCAGAACAUUCUGAGUUUGUUAGGACAGCUGCCAGAUUUGGAGCCAAAAUUGUGCCAUUUGGAGUUGUUGGAGAAGAUGAUUUUGGUGAAGUGAUUUUUGAUUAUGAUGAUCAAAUGAAGUUUCCUUGCCUAAGAGAAGACAUUAGAAGAUACACAGAAGAAGAGGGAAUCAAAGUGAGGGCUCAAAUAAAUGGUGAGCUGGGAAACGAAGAUAUGCAUUAUCCAUGGAUUCUACCAAAACUUCCUGGCAGGUUCUAUUACUAUUUUGGAAAACCGAUUGAAACAGAAGGCAGGGAGCUGGAACUGAGGGACAAGGACAAAGCUCAAGAACUGUACUUACAAAUCAAAUCUGAAGUGGAGAAAAACCUUGCUUUUUUGAAGGAGAAGAGAGAAAGCGAUCCGUACAGGAACGUAGUGGCCAGAUUAGCCUACCAGGCCAUGCACGGUUUUACUUCUGAAGUUCCAACAUUUGAGAUUUGAUUGUUCUGCUCAAAGAAAGUUUGCUUUCUAUAAAGAAGAUCAAAGAGCUUUCACUGGCAUAGAGAUAACUACAUGCGUGGUCUAAAUCAUACUUGGCGACGAACAAAUGUAUUUCCUUUCUCCUAUGGAGAAAAAAUAAGUUCAAAUUUUCAAUUUCACUAUUGGCUCCAA